Messenger RNA from Debaryomyces fabryi, 924 nucleotides. It is a transcript of the gene SCO1, whose product is annotated as Cu-binding protein. The transcript has a single exon. The coding region runs from base 1 to 924 and encodes 307 amino acids. The record is from RefSeq and is a predicted model, not a curated record. Gene Ontology annotation, biological process: mitochondrial respiratory chain complex IV assembly; intracellular copper ion homeostasis. Gene Ontology annotation, cellular component: mitochondrial inner membrane. NCBI's taxonomy places the organism in Eukaryota, Fungi, Ascomycota, Pichiomycetes, Serinales, Debaryomycetaceae. Gene Ontology annotation, molecular function: copper ion binding; copper chaperone activity.
AUGUUAUCUAGAAUACUUUUUAGACCCCGUAUAUCGACUGUUUAUAACUUGAGAACAAGUAGUUUGCAUUAUUCCAAACGCUUGUUGAGUAACUCCGCUUACAGAUUAAAUGAAAAGAAACCUGACGCUUCUGAAAUUCAGAAAGAUGCAGCAACCAAAAAGAGACCUUUGAGUAGAGUUGCUAUUGGUGGAACACAAGAAUCUGAAAAAAAAUUUGCUGCUGGAAAUAGUGUGGAAUUUGCAGCUUGGAAAGCUGUUGUUUUAUUAUUGGCGCUUGGGGGAGGUGUUACUUAUUGGUUCAGUACAGAAAAAGAGAGAUUGAGAAUUCAAAAGGAAACAGAAGCCAAAAGGGUAUAUGGUAAGCCUUUAAUUGGGGGUAGUUUUAAUUUGGUUGAUACUGAUGGAAACAAAUUCACCCACGAGAACUUGAAGAACGAUCAAAAGAAGUUCUCCAUUAUUUACUUCGGGUUCACCCAUUGUCCAGAUGUUUGCCCUGAUGAAUUGGAUAAGUUGGGACUUAUGUUAGAUGAAUUGAAAGAGAAAGAUAAUAUCGAAUUACAACCUAUUUUCAUUACAUGUGACCCUGCCAGAGAUUCGCCAGAAAUCAUUAAGGAUUACUUGAGUGAUUUCCAUCCUUCAAUUAUCGGUUUGACAGGUCCAUACGAAAAUGUCAAGAGGGCUUGUAAGCAAUACAGAGUUUACUUUUCAACUCCUCCUGAUGUUAAGCCCGGACAGGACUAUUUAGUUGACCAUUCUAUUUUCUUUUAUUUAAUGGAUUCGGAAGGUAAUUUUGUUGACGUUAUUGGAAGAGAAGUGGAAGCUAAGGAAGGAGCGGAAAAAAUCAGAACCCAUAUUGAUGCCUUCGUUCCUGAAUCUGAAAGAGAAGCCAGAAAGGAGUCAUGGUUAAGCUUCCUUUAUAAAUAG